Messenger RNA from Fusarium tjaetaba, 2334 nucleotides. RefSeq names its product heterokaryon incompatibility protein. NCBI's taxonomy places the organism in Eukaryota, Fungi, Ascomycota, Sordariomycetes, Hypocreales, Nectriaceae. The transcript has 7 exons. The record is from RefSeq and is a predicted model, not a curated record. The coding region runs from base 1 to 2334 and encodes 777 amino acids.
AUGUCUACACCACCAAUCUCGCAGCUAUGCAGGAACUGCUCACCGGUUCUAGAUUUAGACUUCUUGCUGGACCAUAACCCCAUUAACAACAAAGGCUAUCGUCCGUACGAGACAAGCAAGAUUCUGUACCGGUUUGAAGACACUUGGCCUGAACUACCAGGCUUCGCGGCUUCCGCCGAAUCUGGCUGUGGCUUAUGCAAAUCAAUUCGAGACACUUUCGUUUCACAGUACCCUUCGACCGAGUACAAAGGGCCUGUUACUGGCUAUGUGUCAAGGUCCGCGACAUCGAUUCAGGUGGAGCCAAGGAAGGUUUCCGAUUACUCCGUCACUAUAUGUGAAGGCAGGGAUUUGAAUGAUACACUCGCGUAUGCACAAUUCUUACCAUGUUCCGACGACGAUAGUAUGCCGUUUCUGCGCCCUCCUCUUACAGAGGUUCUAUCAGACCAAACGUUAAAUUUCGCAAAAAGGUCCAUUGAUCAUUGUGCAUCGACCUGCCAUCCAUGGGAGCCUUCUGGCUCUACUCCUGCGAGAUUGCUGGAUAUCGGCGAAUACAAAGCGAAUGGGCGCAUAAAGCUCAUACAGACGGAAGGGUUGCCCAGGGUGAGAUACGCAGCGUUAAGCUACUGCUGGGGAAACGCAGAUGAUGCAGCGUACCAGCCCAAGACAAAUUCCGCAAACCUGUCGGAGAGACUCGACGGAUUUGGCAUUGACGCAAUGUCUCCCGUCGUUCGCGAUGCUAUCAUAACUUGCGACGCGUUGGAGAUGCGUUACUUAUGGGUUGAUGCGCUCUGUAUUUUACAGGGCAAGGCUGAUAUAGCGGACUGGGAGGUGGAAAGCCAGAAGAUGAACGACAUCUUUCGUAACGCCUACGUUACGCUUUGCCCCUCGUCGUCGAACGGCUGCCGAGAAGGCUUUCUCGGUCAACGCAAACUUCACCCUGGCAUCUGUAACGAGAGUCAAGAAUAUUCCAUUAUACCAUAUGACGUCAAGGCCAUCACACCCUCCUUCAUGUUCACCUUCGAGUUCACAGACUCCAAGUGGUACAGUCGCGCUUGGGUAUGGCAGGAAGUCAACUUCUCCGCUAGACUGGUCAUCUUUGGCCCGACGUUUGUCUUCUUUCGAUGUCCGGAGAUUCUGAUCUGCGAGAACGGCGCAACAAAUGACACGGCAGUUAUCCAGAAAGGACUGAACGAGUACCACAGUAAGCGAUACCAAGACGCACAGCCAUUUGCGUUCUUCAGAACGUGCGCGGAAAGCAUCUCGACCAUGGAUAUCAGCUUUGAAUCAGAUCGCUUAGCUGCAGUCGCAGGUGUUGCCAAGCAGGUUUCUCCAGCGACGGGUAGUGAAUAUGCUGCAGGCCUAUGGGUCGAUGACAUCUUUAAAGAUCUGAUAUUUGAGAGAAAUACUCGUGACAAGGGCGGGCUUGAGAAGUACGUUGAGUCGCUGAGGGAUAGACAUCUGGCCAUAGGGCCUACAUGGUCGUGGCCUGGGCAUAGAGGUGGAGUCUCUUGGGAUUCAAACUUCUCCUCCAUGAAUCGCGAGACUUUAGAGCUUGACGGUGGAGAUUGGGAGUACGAGUGCGAAUACCUCGAUAUCACCACUGACAAAGUUGGCGACAACUUGUUUGGCCAAGUAACCCGCGGCACUUUAGCGGUGACCACAAAAGUGGCAUCUUUGGGAGAAAUAGCAGCACAUUGCGAGGGAGAAGAUGAUGAGCUGAUAAAGAACAUGUUGUUUACACCGGAGUAUAGCAGCCAAAUUGCCUGCGGUAUUAAAUGGAACUGGGACGUUGAUGUCACGGACACGCCGAGGCACCUCGCUGAGAAGAUUCUGGUCAUCGCGUUCUCUACUUGCUUGUAUGAGCUACGCAGUGAGAUCGAAAACCUGUAUGGAUUGAUGGUGUAUCCGGCGGAGAAGGAGGGCGAAUAUUACAGAAUAGGGUCCUUUGAAGCACAAAGUUCGGCUGAUGACGAUGAGGAGAAGGAUACUGGGUAUCUCAUAGCACAGAACCUUUCUCGAGUUAUGGUGCAUGCGCUUGCACAUUGGUUUGGUGGUGAUAAGACUGGAGGACCUGAGAACCGCAAUAUUCCCGAUCAACAAGCUGUCGGAAAGGAGGGAGCCCUCGUCUGGCAGAAGCCCGAUGGCAAACGCACCACUGAUGCGAGUGUCGCGGACCUCAAGAAGUACCUUACAUCUGAGUCAUAUGCUCUUUUCGCAUUAAUGUUUUACAUGGAUAACUGGGAUUGGGCUAAUGAUGGGAAGGCCAAGCCGUUUGUUGACGAAAUGAUCCCAUGUGAGAGACUUCCCAACAGCAAGAAGGUUCGUUUGGGAUAG